AUGCGCCUCCCACUCCCUGGACCAACAACCCUCACUCUCCUCCUCCUCACAGCCCUAAACACUCCACCAACAAAAGCAUGCACUCCACCCCCCGACCCAACACCCGAAUACCUCCUCACGCGAGCGCCCUGCACCACGGACGCCACCUGCCAGACCACAACCACCACCACGACCGCCACACCCCCCGGGAACGAAUUCUGCUUCCACCCCGCACACAGAUGCCUCCCGCGCCUCUCCGCAGGGACAUGCUGCACCACGGACCCCGAAUGCAUAUCCAACUACUGCCAGGCCGGGAGCUGCGCCCUCAGCCAGACGGGGAAACCCUGCGGUACCGUCGCAGACUGCAAUACCGACAAUACCGCUCCGCAACAACGAUGGGUGUGUGCGCCACAGACGAACACCUGUCUCCUCGGGGUGCUGGGCCUCGGGGCCCCGUGUCUCGGCGACGAGCAGUGCGGGUUCGGGCGUUGUGCGGCGGGAAUCUGUGCGCGGCCCGCAGGGGAGUACGGGGCUGUUUGUCGGCAGACUCCAGAGUGUGUGGCUGGGCUGGUGUGCACGUAUAGUCUGUUCAGUGAGGAUCGCGCCACCAAAAUGUGUCAGGCGGCGCCGGGGCCAGGGGCGUAUGGGGCGCCGUGUGCGGGCGACGGGGACUGUGUGUCGGGGAACUGUGGGGUGAAUGGGGAGUUGGUCUGCGGGGAGCCAAGGGUGUGUAAGGAGGAAGGCGAGGGCUGUUGGCGCGAUGCUGAUUGUUGUCGGGGUGGGUGUCGGUUUGGGAGGUUGUGGGUUUGGAGGACUUGUGAGGUUUAA
Messenger RNA from Aspergillus uvarum CBS 121591, 807 nucleotides. RefSeq lists its product as uncharacterized. The transcript has a single exon. NCBI's taxonomy places the organism in Eukaryota, Fungi, Ascomycota, Eurotiomycetes, Eurotiales, Aspergillaceae. The coding region runs from base 1 to 807 and encodes 268 amino acids. The record is from RefSeq and is a predicted model, not a curated record.